AGCCUCCACACAAAAGUGUCCUACUCUGCCAUUGUCACUCUGGGAGAGCUUUUUGCCACCUUGAAGAAGAACAUGGACCCUGAGGUGGAUGAGGUGACUCGGGUCCUUCUCCGGAUGGUGUGGAACUCCCCAGAGUUUGUUGAGAAAGCAGCCAGUCAGACCCUGGGGAUCAUGGUGGAGAACGUGACUCCUGCACGAGCAAUGACUGCUCUCCUGGACAGUGGAGUCCAACCUGAUUGGCUCCACUCUUGCCCAGAAGUUUAUCCUGUACAUUCCCAUGUGCAUUUACCCACAAAGUUCUUUCAUCUGGUCCAGAAGAGCUCUUUCCUCCAAGCUCAGGAAGAAGCUGCCACCUGCUCAAAAAGUGAUUGAAAAACA
Ficedula albicollis (Collared flycatcher) is the source of this 378-nucleotide messenger RNA. Its product is annotated as protein FAM179A-like. The transcript has 2 exons. Lineage: Eukaryota; Metazoa; Chordata; Aves; Passeriformes; Muscicapidae. The record is from RefSeq and is a predicted model, not a curated record. Bases 73 to 372 code for a protein of 99 amino acids.